Messenger RNA from Macrosiphum euphorbiae (potato aphid), 1392 nucleotides. The record is from the annotation of a GenBank genome assembly. NCBI's taxonomy places the organism in Eukaryota, Metazoa, Arthropoda, Insecta, Hemiptera, Aphididae.
AUGAAUUCACCGGGUAAUCAACAGUUAUCGGUCGACGUCAGUGAACUGAUAAAAGCUAUGCUCGAACAAAACCGAUUACGUGAAGAACAAAUGCGGAACUUAGUGGACAAGUUGAUGGAACAGAAUCAGAACUGCCUAACAACUACGUCGUUCGUACCGAAUUACUUACAACUCAUACAGAAUUUUGAUGGAGAAACUGGUGACACUGGUGUAGCAGAUGAAUGGUUAAGUGCAUUAUGUACGGCUGCUAAACUCAAUAACUGGCCGGAUACAUACACUAUGGAGGCAGCAAGAUCAAAUUUGAGUGGCCCUGCAAAACAGUGGUAUCUAAGCCACAUGGAGGAACUCAAAAAUUUUGAUGAUUUUAGAAAAUUGUUUAAGGUCACAUUUACGAGUGAAGAAAGUAUAACAAACAUAUGGAAAAGAAUGUAUGACCGUGUGCAAGGAGAAAAGGAAAGCGUAUUUAAUUACUACCAUGAGAAAGUACGUCUUUGUCGUAAAUUGAAAUUAAACGAAGACGAAACCAAGAAAAUAGUGUGUGUGGGACUACGUUCGCGUGAUCUGGUUACAGCAUUGUUAAGUAGCUCACGAAAUACCGAGCCAGAACUUUUGGCCGACAUACGAAUGUUUAUGGAGGUUCAAGCAGAACAUUCAGGAAGAGUUGAUCAUACACGUCCCAAAGAAAUCGUUGUUAAGCCAAGUACUACAUCAACGACGAAUAACAAGUGGCACAAGACUAAAUCGAAUGAGCAAGGAAAUCUUAACAUUCCUACAGUGCCUACUAAAACCAACAAUUUCAAACCUAAAGAAUAUUCCCCCAAGUGUUAUAAUUGUCAAUUAUUUGGACAUAUCGCUCGUGAUUGUACACGUACUAAACGACCUUUUAAGUGUUCAAAGUGUUCAAUAGAAGGACAUACUGCCAAGAAUUGUACAGCAACAAAGUCAGAAGUAACCUUGGUCAACAGUAAUCUGCAUCAGACACCUACAAAUUGUUAUAUUAAGCAUGUAUUUAUAAAUAAUAGCAAUGAACCUGUAUCAGGCUUAGUGGAUACGGGGAGCGCAUUUUCCAUAAUCAGGAAAUCAGUAGCUGAAAAGUUCAAGUUGGUGGUGACACCAAAAGAGGUUAAAAUGUGGGUAUAUGGAAAUACUCAACCCGUGACCAGUUAUGGAGAAUCUCAAGCUACGUUAUGCAUUGACACUGUAAAAGAAUUAGUUGAAUGUGUUAUUGUGGAUGAUGAACUACAAAAGUAUGAUGUUAUUGUCGGACGUACGUUUGUGGAUAAGGAGAACGUGACAUUCAUUAAAACAAAUGAUCAGUUACACUUUGCAUAUGGAAUGAAGUUUCGUUUUGAAGACUCUGAGAUAAGGAAGAAAAUCUGUAUACUGCAAUAG